Salmo salar (Atlantic salmon) is the source of this 2625-nucleotide messenger RNA. The record is from RefSeq and is a predicted model, not a curated record. NCBI's taxonomy places the organism in Eukaryota, Metazoa, Chordata, Actinopteri, Salmoniformes, Salmonidae.
AAUAACGGUAGGUAUGGUUUAUUGUACCACAAACUGCCAAUAGGCUUCGAUUAUUUUCACACUAACGUUAGUAGCUAAUUCGAAAAUUGUACCAUGGUAUGCAACGAGGAAUACGGCGGUAGGAUUUUAUAAAAAUGUGCAAGUCAGGUAAAUCAGAUUUUGGUCUGUAAAAUGCAUUGUGACGUCAGGGUAUAAAACCCCCAGGGGAGGGAGAGCAAGGUUGGAGUAUCGUAUGUAAGCUAUUCGCCCACGGUAAAGUAGGCAGUAGGCGAGGAAGAGCGAGCACGAGAGACGCACCACCCACCAAGCUAAAUAACAUUCGUAUUCCCUAUUGAUCAGGCCAUGACUCCACAAAUAUCACCCUAGUGAGGCGUGAACAGCAAGAGCGGUGAUAUGGCCUAUAUCCAGAUACCUGAUGAUGAGAAGGGGUAUAAGUUGGACCUCUUCUGUGUCCCCAAACACUAUGAGGAGGAUUUAGACCAGGUCAUCAUCCCCCAUGGACUGAUCAUGGACAGGACUGAGCGCCUGGCUCGUGAUAUAGUCCGGGACAUGGGGGGACACCAUAUAGUAGUACUGUGUGUUCUCAAAGGAGGUUAUACUUUCUUUGCCGACCUGCUGGAGUACAUCAAGGCCCUAAAUCAGAACAGCGAUAAGUCUGUCCCAUUGACUGUGGAUUUCAUUAGGCUAAAGAGCUAUUGCAAUGACCAGUCUACAAACAUUGUCAAAGUUAUCGGAGGGGACGAGCUCUCAACUCUAACCGGGAAGAAUGUUUUGAUAGUUGAGGACAUUGUGGAGACUGGGAGGACUAUGGAGACACUGCUAUCACUGCUGAGUGAAUGCAAUCCAAAGAUGGUCAAAGUCGUCAGCCUUUUAGUCAAGAGAACACCAAGGAGCUCAGGAUACAGACCAGACUGUCAACAUGGUACUCAAGUACGAGUAUUCUUCACACACAUGGUUAGUGAUGUAUGUCAUUCCUUUAAGUCAGAGUUGGAUAAGCUUUCUAAGAUGGUUUUGCAAGGACAGCUGUUUACCUUUGACCUGCUCUGUGACCGUUGCAGCUAAAGGGUCAACCCCAGUCACAGACAACAGGAGUCAACUAGCUAACCUCCAGAGAUGGAAAAGAGCAACAUACUUUAUAUCUGUGUUAAUGUUAUGAAAUACUAAUGCAAAACUCAUCCCAUAAGAUCUUUUGAUACUGCUAACUUAAUACUACACAGCAAGAUGUAUAACUUACAUGUAGCUUAGUAUUGUGCAGUGAAUUCUGUCCGUCUCUGUAUUUGGUCAGACAUCGGGUUUGAGGUGCCAGAUUGGUUUCUGGUGGGAUAUGCCCUGGACUACAACGAGUACUUCAGAGAUCUCAGUGUAAGUUCGCUGCAUUGGAGAUGAUCCUGAUAUUCAGUUAUAUUCUCUGAGAUUCAGCAUGUCAAAACCGAGUGAAAGACAUACACUGAGUGUACAAAACAUUAGGAACACCUUCCUGAUAUUGAGUUGGACCCCCUUUUUCCCUUAGAACAGCCUCAAUUCGUCGGGGCAUGGACUCUACAAGGUGUCGAAAGCGUUCCACAGGGAUGCUGACUCGUGUUGACUUCAAUGCUUCCCACAAUUGUCAGGUUGGCUGGAUGUCCUUUGGGUGGUGGACCAUUCUUGAUACACACAGGAAACUGUUGAGUGUGAAAAACCCAUCAGCGUUGCCGUUCUUGACAAACUGAAACUGGUGCGCCUGACACCUACUUUUGUCUUGCCCAUUCACCCUCUGAAUUGCACAUACACAACCCAUGUCUCAAGGCUUAAAAAUCCUUCUUUACCCUGCCUUCUCCUCUUCAAAUACACUGACUGAAGGAGAACAAGUGACAUCAAUAAGGGAUGGUAGCUUUCACCUGGUCAGUCUGACAUGGAAAUAAUGUUUUGUUCCUAAUGUUUUGUAUACUCAAUGUAUGUAUGAGGGGUCAGUUUAACCAAGUCUGCUGUUGGUGUAUUCUUUUUACACUUUACCAUGUGUUUUUGCUCUGUGCAGCACAUCUGCAUACUGAACGAGAACGCAAAGGAGAAGUACAAAGUGUGAGCUGAGGCGAUAGACAGAUGGAUGACGAGAGACUAGGACCACUGUGAUGAUCCUGAGAUUUUGAGGGUUCUGAACCUUAUUUAUGUAUGAAACCUACUUAAUGUGAACACAUGGAUUGUGAAUUCAGUUUGCAAGAUGCUAUUUGAGAAAACAAAAAUGUAUUGAAUUCAUAUUUUUGUUCCCCUGGAAGCAGAGUUACGUUUUUAAGUAGAGAUAGUUAUGGGAGAACACUUAAAAAAAUAUAUAUAUAUUUUUAGAUUUGUUAUUAUAUUGGGGCCUUGGAUGCCUCCAUCUGAUUUAUGUUAGUAAGGAUGAAUUUUGAUUUCAUUAUGUUGCUUAAUACAAUCCACCGGAUCUCAGGCGACUGUACAUAUCCACAGUAAAAUCUAUGUGAGUCAAGUCAUGUACGGCAUUGUACAAACCAAUGAUGCUGUUUAGCUCAUAUGCCAUGCCCAUGCAAAGACAAGCCUGGAAUGUAAUGUAACAAUUUUGUUUAAUAAUGGCAAUGUUUCAUUCACCAAGGACAUUGACAGCAAUAUUAAAAUAGGAUUGUUAAUCUUAAA